AUGAAGUUGCUUGCUUUUGCUACCUUUGCUGUCAGCAUUGGCCUUGUCGCCGCUGUACCAGUAGAUGAAGCUGUUGCUGCAGACGGCGCACCCGAGUUUUUCCUCAUCCGCCACGCGGAAAAGAAUCACGAUGGAACAAUCUCUGCCAAGGGCAUGAAACGUGCUGAGUGUCUGAUUAAUGUGUUUGGCAAGAAUAGCAAGUACAACAUUCAGCACAUUAUGGUGCAAACGCCACAUUCAAACAGCAAUCUCAGUCAGCGCCCCUACAAUACCACCCUCCCUCUUGCCAACUCUCUAGGCAUCAAGAUGGAUACUCCUUGCAAUUAUAAUGAUCCCAAGUGUGCUGCAAACGUCGCUCUCAAGUAUAGAGGCGGCAACGUGCUUAUUGGUUGGGAGCAUGGGUACCUCUACGAAGUAUCUAAAGCCCUUGGUGGAAAAAACGUGAAAAAGUACCCUGGUGAUCACUACGACCUGAUUUACAACCAGCCGUCUCCAUACACAAGUGUUACUGUUACUUCGGAAGACUGCCCGGGCCUCGAUUCCUAA
Messenger RNA from Pochonia chlamydosporia 170, 546 nucleotides. RefSeq names its product phosphoglycerate mutase family protein. The transcript has 3 exons. Lineage: Eukaryota; Fungi; Ascomycota; Sordariomycetes; Hypocreales; Clavicipitaceae. The record is from RefSeq and is a predicted model, not a curated record. Bases 1 to 546 code for a protein of 181 amino acids.